CUGAAAAACUUUUAACACUCAAAGAUAACCAAAACAUUGUUGAGGCAGUAAAUCAAGAAGCAGCUCACUAAACAAUUCUUACACAGUGGAUGACCAUUAACAAAACAUCUGAAGAGGCAAGGUCUCUAACUUACGUAGAAUUCCCAAGUAAGUAUGUGUGGAAUCCAAAUGUAAGGAUUUGGAACGAAGCUGAACAGAAAUGGAUAAUUACAAAACAAUGGACAAAGCGAAAGAGAGGAAACUGCGUGGGGAGAAUAUCGUAUGUCCACCCCAUUGCAGGGGAACGCUACUACCUCCGACUGCUUCUCAACUCUAGCAGAGGCCCCACAUGUUUUGAAGACAUCCGUACAGUAAAUGAAAUUCUCCACCCUACCUUCAAGGCUGCAUGUUACACACUUGGCCUACUCAAUGACGACAAAGAGUGGUUAGAUGCAAUACGGGAAGCUGACCAGUGGGCAACACCUAGAUAGUUGAGAGAACUAUUUGUGACAAUAUUGCUUUUUUGUGAAGUAUCAGAUCCUCGCCAAUUAUGGGAGACAACGAGACAUGCUCUUGAGGAAGACAUUCUACGAAAUGGAAGGAAAAUAUACAGGCACCCAGAGCUAGAAUUGUCACCGGAACAAAUUCAAACAUAUGCCCUACUAGAGUUGGACAAAAUACAUCUCUCCCAACCUAAAAUUACACAGGUCCACCACUUGGACAACAGACUAAUCCGAGAGGAGCUAAGCUAUGAUACUAAAAGUCUCACACUAAUGCAUGAAAAAAGCAAAUCCUCUUUAAACAACGAACAGCUAAAAGUCUACCAUGCUGUUGUACAAGCGGUGGAGACCGGUAAUGGAGGAGUAUUCUUCGUCUACAGACAUGGUGGCACAGGCACAGGAAAAACCUUCUUAUACUCCACUAUAGCUGCUAAGCUGAGAAGCGAAAGAAAGAUUGUCCUAACUAUCGCAUCCUCAGGUAUAAUACAUACUUAUACACUAU
This is a messenger RNA of Cuscuta campestris, 981 nucleotides long. NCBI's taxonomy places the organism in Eukaryota, Viridiplantae, Streptophyta, Magnoliopsida, Solanales, Convolvulaceae. The record is from the annotation of a GenBank genome assembly.